Molecule: messenger RNA, 1288 nt
Organism: Nannospalax galili (Upper Galilee mountains blind mole rat)
Lineage: Eukaryota; Metazoa; Chordata; Mammalia; Rodentia; Spalacidae
Gene: Ccdc152
Product: coiled-coil domain containing 152
Exons: 8
Coding region: 1-768 (255 amino acids)
Source: RefSeq, a predicted model, not a curated record
AUGGAUCACAGCGAUGAAGGAAGUAGGAAAAAGACAAACAAUGUGAAUCUUGACAAACUUAUAAAUGACUUCUCACAGAUAGAAAAGAAAAUGAUAGAAACCAAUGGAAAGAACAAUCUCCUGAAUAUUCAAUUGGAAAAAGCUAAUAGUUUAUUAAAAGUAAUGCAAACAAAAGAGGCCUCAGUUAAAGAAGAAUGCACUUCUCUUCAUAAUAUGAUAAAAGGGCUACAACAAACUAUUCAGUAUCAACAUAAUUUGAAAGAUGAAAAUGAACAACUGAAAAGAAAUGCUGAUCUUUUGACAGAGAAGUUAAAAGCUCACGAGCAGGAAUAUAAGAAUAAUAUUGCCAAACUUAUAAAUGAAAUAAAAAUCAAAGAGGAGGGACAUAAGCUAGAAAUAAGCAAACUUUAUCAGGAUAUGCAGAAAAUGGUUGAAUUAAAUGAAGAAAAGCACAAAGAACUAAUAGCAAAAAAGGAGCUGGAAAUAUCAGAGUUAAAUGCAAAGUUAAGAACUCAAGAAAAGGAAAAUAGAAAUGAGAUCAUGAAGCUACAUCUAGAAUUUGAUGCCAAACUAUCAAGAGUUCAGACUAAAUCAAAAUCAUAUCCAGAUGCUACUAUUUUGCCACAGAGUAUCUACAGACGGAAACUUCAACAUCUUCAAGAAGAAAAGAGUAAGGAGAUUGCAAGUCUUCAGAAUACAAUUCGUGAGUUAGAGCAACGCCUUGCUGCUGCUGUCAAAGACACUCACCUUAAACAUAGACGGUUUUGAGCAGACCAGUAAAUGUAUUAGUAAAUUUAAUUUCUUUAAAAGCAGCUAAAAAUUCACUUCUAUUUUCAAUGUAAGAAUCCUAAAUAAUAAAAAAGACACAGCCUUAAGUUUUUUUAAAUUGCAUUUAUUCAGAUAAAUCCAUACCAUACCCAGUUCUGUACUUCAUUCUUGUGGAAUGACAUUAGCCAUAACGAGUUCAGGUUCAUAAGUUUAGUUUCCCUAUUAAACCAUCAUUGACUAUGGAAAUACAUCCCUACACAGUAUGCAGAUUAACAACAUGCUUUUCUUCCAUUUCAUCUUUCAAGACACAAUUCAGAAGAGCAAUACAAUGCUAGAUAAAGAUACAAAGAUAUAUGGUAGUGAAAGUAAAGAUGAGUCUUAGAUAUAAAAAAGAUAAGUAGAUAUUAAAAAUGUGGUCAUGUAGUUUUUUGCAAAAUAAGUACUUCUGGAUCUUAGAUUUUAGAGAUUUAAUCUGUUAAAAAUAUAGGAUUAUAAAAGGCAAAGAUCCUAUAUUUUAAAA